This is a messenger RNA of Necator americanus (New World hookworm), 378 nucleotides long. RefSeq lists its product as uncharacterized. Bases 1 to 378 code for a protein of 125 amino acids. Gene Ontology annotation, cellular component: mitochondrion. Gene Ontology annotation, biological process: regulation of mitochondrial membrane potential. The record is from RefSeq and is a predicted model, not a curated record. NCBI's taxonomy places the organism in Eukaryota, Metazoa, Nematoda, Chromadorea, Rhabditida, Ancylostomatidae. The transcript has 4 exons.
AUGGGUCAAUUUACAAGUUCACAUAAUAAAAAGGAAGCCAAGUCAACAGGAGCUCCUACAAGUGCAGAGAGUGAGCACGCUUCACUAGCUCGACUUCGACAUGAUCAGUAUUUGGCCAGGUAUGCCGAAAUUAUGAGGAAAAAAGGGUACUUACCUGAAAUCUUUCUUGUACAUGAAACUUUUAGCUCACAAUUCAUUGAUGAGGACGGUGAUGUUGCUCAUGAAUUUUAUACGGAACAGAAGUCAGCUGAUGGUCACUUGCGACGACUGCACAGAGUUUUGAAUAAUCUUCGGCCGAAGGGCAAGGAACAAUACGCAAUCCCACGACUAAGUCCGGAUGCACCCGUUGUGAUGUGGGAAGUGGAGCAGCAAUGCUGA